AUGGCGUUGCGCCCGCGAGCUUCCUCUCAGCCUGGAAAGCUUUCUUUCUUCCAAAGUCCCAAGGUAACUUCAGCCCGUCGGCUACGUGCUGCUACCUCAUUGUCUCUGCUGGAAGAAGAGCUCUCGUGUACCAUUUGCUGUGAGAUAUUCAAGGAUCCCGUGGUGCUUAAGUGCAGCCACAGCUUCUGCCAGGCCUGUCUACAGCAGUUCUGGAGCAAGAAGGCCAAAUGUGAGUGUCCCAUCUGCAGGAGAAAGUGCUCUCUGACAGAACCCACAGUCAACCUGGCCCUGAAGAAUGUGGCCGACACCUUUGUUAGAGAGCAGAAGCACAAGGCAGGUACAGUGGGGCCAGGGGCCAGAGGGGUGACAGAGGAAACAGGGAGGGCAGAGGUGAAGUGCACCACACAUGGAGAUGUUCUCAAACUCUUCUGCCUGGAUGACUUUGAAGCCCUGUGCUGCAUCUGUCACACCUCCAACAAACACCAGGGACACCAAGUGUGUCCCUUGGAGGAAGGAGCUCAGAGCCUCAAGACAGAGCUCAAGAAAGAUCUGAUUCCCCUGAAGAAAAGCCUGCGUUGCCUGUAUGAAGCCAAGGAGGAGUGUGAUGACAUGACUGUGCACAUCAAGAACCAGACUCAGGCCACAGAGAAACACAUCAAGGAGGCGUUUGAGAAGCUCCGUGAGUUUCUGCAGCAGGACGAGGCCACGCGACUGGCCACUCUGCAGCGGGAGUAUGAGGAGAAGAAAGAGCUGGUGAAGAAGAAGACCGAGAGCAUCACCAGAGACAUCUUUGCCUUAUCUCAGACUGUUGUUGCCACUGAGAAUGACCUAGCAUCCAGUGAUGUCCUCUUCCUCCAGAAUUAUGCCAACACAAAGAAAAGAGCACAGAUCCCGCAGAAGGAUCCAGAAAAAGUGCCAGGAGCUCUUAUAAAUGUGGCCGAGCAUGUCAGCUCCCUCAAGUACCACGUGUGGGAGAAGAUGGUGGAGCUGGUCCAGUAUACACCCAUUACCCUGGACCCCAACACUGCCUAUCCCUGGUUGUCCCUCUCCACAGACCUGACCAGUGUGGCAAAUAGUGGGUCCCUGCAGCAGCUCCCAGACAAUCCUGAACGUUUUGGCCAUUUUGUGUUUGUGCUGGGUUCAGAGGGCUUCACUUCGGGCUGCCAUGCGUGGGAGGUGGAGGUUGGCGAAAAGGUGGACUGGAUGCUUGGGGUGGUCAAAGAGUCCACUGACAGGAAAGGCCGCAUCUCGGGCUGUCCCCAAGGCGGCUUUUGGAUGAUCUCGUACAGUGAGGGUGAGUACUCGGCCAUGACGAGGCCCAGCACCCCGCUGCACCUGGAGGGGAAGCUGACCAGAGUCAGGGUGCAGCUGGACUAUGACUCUGGAGAAGUGAUCUUCUCCAACCCCAUCAGUAUGACACCAAUCUACACCUUCACUGACUUCUUCACUGAGAAGAUGUACCCCUUCUUCUGCCCCGGAGCCAACAUUAACGGGAAUAACCCCAAACCCCUUAAGAUCUGCCCAGCCAAAGUGGCUGUGUGGAACAGUGUGACUUGGUGAUUUGAAAAACCUUC
This is a messenger RNA of Monopterus albus (swamp eel), 1574 nucleotides long. RefSeq names its product zinc-binding protein A33-like. NCBI's taxonomy places the organism in Eukaryota, Metazoa, Chordata, Actinopteri, Synbranchiformes, Synbranchidae. Gene Ontology annotation, biological process: protein ubiquitination. The transcript has 6 exons. The record is from RefSeq and is a predicted model, not a curated record. Gene Ontology annotation, molecular function: protein binding; ubiquitin-protein transferase activity; zinc ion binding. Bases 1 to 1560 code for a protein of 519 amino acids.